Messenger RNA from Pseudocercospora fijiensis CIRAD86, 1215 nucleotides. RefSeq lists its product as uncharacterized. The record is from RefSeq and is a predicted model, not a curated record. The transcript has 10 exons. Lineage: Eukaryota; Fungi; Ascomycota; Dothideomycetes; Mycosphaerellales; Mycosphaerellaceae. Bases 1 to 1215 code for a protein of 404 amino acids.
AUGCUGGUAUGGCGGCUGCUUGUGAGGGAGUUGGAGGUGUUCGUUGGUGGGCUUGAGGGUCUUGUCAAGAUGAUUUCGCAACUGGUCCACUUGUUUGUCGUCGGCCGGCGCUACUUCGUUGCUCCAUCGGCGCUGAUCAAGAGUCUGGCUGGUGUGGUUCCCGUUGGAGAUCAUGGUAGCUUGGGCGAGUUUGGACUGCUGCGACUGGCGCCUGCGAUAUCGGCCCAGGUCAGAGCGUUGUGCGCGUUAUGGAGGAAGCUGUCAUCUUUAUCUGCUGCCCUCAGGAACGUGAAUCAACGUCGUGCAGCCGGCAAGAAUAGAUUUUGGCCGGGCGCAGCGCCGUCGCAGGAUGACGCACACGUGCUUGGUCGGCUGGAGCUGGUGCUGGUGCUGGUGAUUUUCGGAAAAUGGGCAGAAAAUCGGGAUGUCUUCUGCAGAGCCUGCGAAAACUGGAUCAAAAGCUGGCAGUGCGCUGUGGUUCAAACGGUAGAAUAUAUAUCGCUUUGGCUUUUCUUACAUACAGCCCGAGCCCUGACCUGGCCUGGCCUGGCAGCGCCAGUCCGCCGCGAAACUUACUGGUGCUGUCCUUUUCGCCUGAGGCUGAGCGCCACUGCCAAUCUGACCCAUCAACAACAAAUGGAAUUUGCACGAGAUGGACGAUCUGCCACAUACCGCUGCCAAGGAUAUCUCGGUGCACAGCUUCCGCCCAGGACCACCGUUGCACCUCUCUCAACGCCCACGAACAAGUCUCCGCCAACUCCGCCAAGCAGGAGUCUCGUCAUCGUGAAAGGAAGGAUAAGAAGACGCGACCUAGAAUACUCCGUCCAAGCCAUGUCCAUUACCCCCUUCAACGGCGACCGAAGUUCCACAAGCAAGCCUGCGGAGACAACGAUCCACCUCAUAGAAGACUUUUACAAUCAAGAGGCCUUUGCUAGAGCUCUGUCCCAUACCCUCGUGUCCGACAUAUCCUACUGGUGUUUGGAAAUGCCAGAAGUGGUGACCAAGGAAAGUCCAACAGCUUGCAGCAACCAUCACUGGACGCGUGUGUCAACGGAACCUUCAUCACAGCACAGUGCUUCGAACAGAAACGCUAUCUCCAAGCAGGCUCAACUGUCAAGCAUGGGAACAGGGCCAUACGACGAAUCGCUACACUGCAACACUUUCGCAGCAGCGCUCAUAGUAAGCAAUGAUGCUAUGAAAGAAGAGACGAGCUGA